Molecule: messenger RNA, 3128 nt
Organism: Sceloporus undulatus (fence lizard)
Lineage: Eukaryota; Metazoa; Chordata; Lepidosauria; Squamata; Phrynosomatidae
Gene: HEATR9
Product: HEAT repeat containing 9
Exons: 17
Coding region: 165-1676 (503 amino acids)
Source: RefSeq, a predicted model, not a curated record
CUCCAUUUCAUCACCUUCUUCUGCCCAGGAGGAGCCCCCAAAGACCCUCCGUUCUGAGCAGGACCCACAAGAAAAAAAGUCCUCAAGAAGCCCCAGAUGUCUGAUGAGCUGUUGACGUGACUGUGAAGAUCAAAGCUCCAGACCUGCAGUGGAAAACCCCAAAGAUGGGUGGAUCAAAGAUGGUCCCAGUGAUGUCUUCUGGUGCCAAAAUGCCUCGACCAUUUUCAUGGAGCUCCAUGAUUGAGAGAACAGAGGACAAAGAGGCCAGGUUGACUGUCCAGUGCAAGAUACCAAAGAACUCCUUUCAGCAGACUCCACAUAUCACUUACCCACGUACUCCAUCACUGUGGAGAACAUACGUACCUGACUCAUGCUUUAUCCAGCCCAGAAUUGUUGAGCAGCCGGAUCCAGCAACUUUGAAGAAGCAAUGUAUGUAUCGAAAGAAGCUGGAAAAGGAGAAAACCAAAGCCAUGAAGAAAAAGUCUGAUUUCUCUCUCUUCAAGUUUGUAAAGUCAGCAAAGAUUAAACAGAAAGAGAGAUACAUCUGGGAGGAAAAACUGGAACCAGAAAGACUCAAGGUUCUCAUAAAGUACUUGGCUUCCCCAGUGGAACUUGAACAAAUCUAUGCCGCUCAGGCCCUUGGGCACCUUAGGAUUGCUGAAGAAUCUGUUAUAUCUGCACUUUAUAAUACUCUUCAGGAAAGCAACAGUCCGUCUUUGCAGUAUGAAGCAGCUCGGUCCCUGGCUUUGCUGGGUUGCCUAGAAACUUCUGUAGUGAAAUUACUAAUUAGACAUCUGAAAGAAGUGAGCCUGAAUCGGAGAGAAGAUAUAUUGGCUGCUUUUAAAGUAUCUCUACAAGCUUGGUCACUCAUGCCACCUUUUGAGCGGUACUGCAUAGGUAGCCAGAAUAGCUUAAUUAGAAAUCUACAGCGGCUGGUGAAUUUGCAAGAUCCCUUGGACAAUAUAAGCUUUGAUGCAGCACUUUGUUUGGGUUACCUGGACCAGUCCAGUUCGCUUGCCCAAAAGACCAUGUUGAUGUGCUUGACUCAGAAGGACUGGAAGAAGAAAAUUCAGGCCUUGGUCAUGCUUAUAAAACACAUGGGAAUAAUCGAUGCUGAGAUCAUCAAGAGCAUUAUAGAUCAGCUACAGCAUUCCCCUGUGUACAAGCACCGUGCUGACUCUGCAAAACUGUUGGCUGCUAUAGGGCUCAAUACCAUUCAAGAGGAAGACAUGGAGGAGGCAGUGUUUAAUGUGCUUCUAGUGAAGUUAUCUGAGGAACCAUUUCUGGUAGUGAGGCAGAGUGUAGCCUUGGCUAUUGAAAAACUGAAGAUGAAGAAGCGGGUCUGGGAGAUAAUGGAGAAGAAUCUGAAGGAUCAAAAUGCUGAAAUUCGAAAGCAGGCUGUGAUUGCCUUGGGUGUUCUUGGCCUUCGCCAGAAGAGUGUGUUCUUUGUCAUGCUGGAGAUGCUGGAACUGGAUACCAGCAUGGAUGUCCGUAUACAGGUUAUCAGGGCAUUUUCUACCCUGGGAAUGAACAAUAUUUAUGUGCGGAAGAGCCUUAGAAGCAAGGAGCAGACAGCGGGGAUUCUAGCCAGAGAAUGUACCAAAGCUUUGAAAGUCCUUGAUAAAAUCUCCAUGGCCCGAAAACAGUCAGUGAUUCAAUCCUAUAGAAUCUACUGAGACUUCAGGUUCUGGAUGACAAGAAUGCCAUGAGGACAAGAUUAAAACAAGGCUUCUGGCUUUGCAUUGUUCAGCAUAGAGGCAAGGAAUAACAGUGUGGUGUGAAGCUUUCUUUGACUACAGCAUGGAUGAGCAAGCUGUGGCCCUAGGGUUUCAUGCAUCCAUAGACCUGAUCUCAGGUGGCCUUUACACUACAGUAAUUUCAAAAGAUUUCUGAACAAAUGAUAAUUCCAGAUCUUUGCAAAAGCAAAGGAAGGAAUGGUGGAGAGAGAGAGAGAAAUGAAGGAGAGAAGGGAUUCAAGCUUUCUUUUUCUGACCUCGCUACUCUACUGGCAUGUAGCCCCAACACUUUUAAGUCUAAAAGGGAUGGCCACCUCUUGUUUACAGAAUGCAUUUCUUCAGUAGAUACUUGUUUCAGGGGAGUCACGUUGAAGGCAGACACUGCUCAGAGCCUGCAUUUAAGGUUGUUGUAGCCCUUCUAUAGAGUGGUUGCUCAUGCGCUGCUAUUCAGUUGAUGUCAUUUCAAAACACAUUAAACCUGUUCCUGUCCUCUUAAGCAAAUAAUCAGGCCAGUUUCAUUUCCUAGACUUGCUGUAGUAUGAAAGAAAAACUAUAGAGUGGAAAAGAGAUGUGCAAUGAAUUACAUCAGAUCUCCAUUUUAAUUGCUGGCACUCUUGCCUAAAAUCGUUUCUUAGUUUCUGACCUUUCUCCUUUUUAAAAUAAAAACUAGAAAGCUACUUGUUUUUUGAUAACAAAACAAAUGAUUUUCAGUGAGCUAGAGAGGCCCUCCCCCAAAAUAUGUGUAUGUAAAUGAGAAUGUAUGAUUCUCAAGGACCAGAUCAGAUCCAGAUUUUGUCACAGAUAAGAAGAUAAGGUUAUCCUUAAAGCAACCUUCCGCCCGUGAAAUGUUUACCACUCUGAUAAAUUUCUGCACUUUCCUAUCAUAGUAGCUCUCCACCUGGUGUAGAUCCAACAUUGUCCUCUGGUUAUAGUGAUCCUUUUGAUCCUUUUGCUUUCACUCACAACAAAACAGCAGAAGGUGGCUGUGCUGAAACGUAUCAACAACUCUCUUCCAUUGUGUUGCUCAUUAUAUUUUUAAAGAAAAGGGGUCUUUAAUCUGAAGGACAAGGGCUAGGUGUAGUGUUUUGAACAUAGGACCAGGACCCUGGAGAAUGGGGUUCACUUCCCCACUCAGCCACGGAAACCCACUGGGUGACUUUAGGUGAGUCGCACCCUCUCAGUCCUAGAAAACCCCAUGAUAGGCCUCUUUCUCUCUAUAUCGCUGGUGCAGCUGUUUAAAGGCUGCCCCAGCGAUACGUGCGGCAGAAGGAGCUCCACAAGUGCCCUGCAGCGGUGCCAGGACAUCACGUCUGUGCUGUGCUGUUUGGCUGCAGCGCAGCCGUGAUGUCAUUUUGGUGGCACCCAUGUAGAAAGGGCGCUGCCAUUACCAUG